Messenger RNA from Diaporthe amygdali, 1731 nucleotides. RefSeq lists its product as uncharacterized. The record is from RefSeq and is a predicted model, not a curated record. NCBI's taxonomy places the organism in Eukaryota, Fungi, Ascomycota, Sordariomycetes, Diaporthales, Diaporthaceae. Gene Ontology annotation, biological process: lactate catabolic process. The transcript has 7 exons. Gene Ontology annotation, cellular component: mitochondrion. Bases 1 to 1731 code for a protein of 576 amino acids. Gene Ontology annotation, molecular function: FAD binding; D-lactate dehydrogenase (NAD+) activity; D-lactate dehydrogenase (cytochrome) activity.
AUGGUUGCACAGCAAGAACCCCGAUAUGCGGAUCCCAUCUACCAAACCGCUCACGACAACACUUACAACAAACCGAUAAUCCAGGGCAUUCCAGCCGUCCUGCCACCGGGCGUGUCUCAAGAUGAGUUUGAUAGCGCGCUGAAGAAGCUAGCCGCUUCACUCGGGGAACAUGCCGUCUUCCAAGGCGAGAGGCUGAAGGAAUAUGUAGAUCCGUACGAGAUUCCGGAGGGUGGCCAUGAGAGGAAGGUGCCUGGAGCUGCCAUUUGUCCAUCCUCGGUUGAGGAGCUGCAGGCUGCUCUGAAGGUGGUCAACGAGUUCAAGAUUCCGGUGUGGACCGUAUCACGCGGCAAGAAUCUGGGAUAUGGAGGGCCUGCACCUGUCGUCAACGGAUCCAUCGUUAUGGAUCUCCACCGCAUGAACAAGGUCCUCGAGGUCAACGAGAAGUUCGCUUAUGCGGUGGUAGAGCCUGGUGUCACUUUUGGUGACCUAUAUACCUACUGCGUCGAGAAGAAGCUCAAAGUAUGGCCCAGCACCGCCUCUCUUGGAUGGGGCAGCGUGGUUGGCAAUACCUUGGACAGGGGGAUGGGCUUCAUUCCCUCAGGAAUCCAUCACGAAAACAUCGCCGGGCUUGAGGUAGUCCUUGCCAACGGAGAUGUCGUCCGCACUGGCCAGUUCGCAAUGACCUCUUCUCCAUCCGCCCAUCUGACCCACCUCAGCUUCGGGCCCUCGAUCGACGGGCUUUUCCUUCAGAGCAAUCUGGGCAUUGUUACCAAGCUAGGAAUCCAUAUGACGCCGCAGCCACAAGCGUAUAUGCCUUGUACCUUUGAUAUGCCCGACUUUGACGAUAUUGAGACGAUCACUGAUGUGUUCGGCGAGAUGCGUCGCAACAAAACUCUCCCGACAAUUGUGUACGUCUUCAGUCUUAUCGAGUGGUCCGCUAUCUUCGGCCCGCGGCACAAGUACUGGGAUGGCGACGGGCCGAUUCCGGACUGGAAGAUCAAGGAGAUGCAAAAGGAGCUGGAUACUGGGUUCUGGACCGUCAAAUGGGGGUUCUAUGGGCCAAAGGAUGUUCUUCAGGCACAGUACAACGAGGUCAAGCGCGUUGUGUCCAAGGCAGCGCCAAAGGGCCGUCUGAGGAACACGCUCUUCUAUGGCGGCGAGGAAGCCCAGCUCCUUGAGGCAGCAUCUGUGCCGCAGCCGUAUGGUGGGAUGUUCGUUGGAGUUCCUAGCAUGUUCUCUAUUCCCAUGGUGGACUUCUAUAACCCCAAGGAAGGCGGUGGUGUCGGUGCUCACGGCGCUUACUCGCCCAUAGUCCCACUGGACGGCAAGACGAUGAAGAAAUGGGUCACGGCGGCCCGUAAGGUGUAUGAAUCCCAGGGCCUGGACUUGUUGUGCGACUACUUCAUGCACGAACGCCAUGCGGUCUUCGUUUGCAUGUUGUGCUUCGACAAGACCAAUGCCAAGCAACGUCAGGCCAUUGACAACGUGUUCAACGGGCUGUUCGAGGAGGGCUCGAAGCUGGGGUUCGCAAAGUAUCGCUCUCACAUAGCGCAUAUGGUUGCUGAGCUUUUCGACUUCAACGACCAUGCAUACCGCAGAUUCGUGGAAACGAUCAAGGACUCGCUUGAUCCUAACGGUGUACUCUCCCCAGGCAAGAUGGGCAUCUGGCCGAAGACAUACAGAGAUCAAAAUUUGAACGGGGCGAAGCAUCACAGCGAAGCCAAACUCUGA